UCGAAAAAAUAAAAAUCCGCCAAAUUGUGCAAAAUUAGAACAAUGAAGGAUUUGAAUUCUAAUUUAGCUCUAGCGAUUGUGGCAGCAGCUCUGGGUUCAGGAUUUCAACACGGAUACAACACUGGUGUAUUGAAUGCUCCGCAAAAAGUGAUCGAGCUUUGGAUAAAGGGCCCUUGCCCAGGAAGCAGUUUGAGUCCUGUCAGUGGUCGUGCAUGUUUGGAUGAAUACACCGUUACUUUGAUUUGGUCGUGGGUAGUUGCCAUUUAUUGUAUCGGAGGUAUGAUGGGCGGAGCAAUUGUGGGCUUGGUAUCCAGCUAUUUUGGAAGAAAAGGAGGCCUUAUGUUUAACAAUCUGUUUGUUCUAAUCGCAUCCCUUCUUAUGGGAUUUGCAAAGGAGGCUGAUAGCUACCAAAUGUUACUUGCUGGAAGAUUAUUUGCUGGAAUAAACUCUGGUUUGAACGCUGGCUUGGUUCCAAUGUACCUGUCCGAGGUAUCACCUGUGUCUCUUCGAGGAAGUACAGGAACAGUGUAUCAGCUCAUUAUCACUCUCUCAAUUCUUUUAUCUCAAGUAUUAGGUCUACAACAGGUUCUAGGCACACAGGAUAAAUGGCCAAUACUUCUUGGGGCCCCUGUGGUACUUGGUAUCCUUCAGCUACUACUGCUCCCCUGGUGUCCUGAAUCUCCUAGGUUUCUUCUAAUGGACAGAUUUGAUUCCAAUGGAUCUACCAAAGCACUCUCUUGGCUCAGGAAGUCGGACAAAAUCCAAUCUGAGAUAGAAGAAAUGAAUAUAGAGUUCGAAGCUAAGAAGCUUGAAAAACAUAUGACCUUGAAGGAGAUGUUAACGGUGAAAUAUUUGCGUAAACCUCUCGCCAUCGCUGUUAUGAUGAUGUUGGCCCAACAGCUCUCUGGUAUCAACGCCGCCAUGUUCUUCUCUACUAAGAUUUUCAGUUCGGCUGGUCUUGAUGAAUUUAACAGUCAAAUGGCCUCAGUAGGUAUGGGUGUCAUGAAUGUACUCAUGACGUUUGUAUCCAUGAUCCUAAUUGAUGUUGCUGGGAGAAAAACUCUUAUGAUUUCUGGAUUAGCUGUGAUGUUCCUGAGUACAACAUUUCUGCUCAUUUCUCUUCUACUUUACAAGAGCUUGGCCUGGAUGUCCUUUAUUGCCAUUGCAUCGGUUAUACUAUUUGUGGUGGGAUUUGCUACAGGCCCUGGUUCAAUUCCCUGGUUCUUUGUUUCCGAACUGUUUGCACAGUCUGGGAGACCUAUUGCAACAAGUAUAGCAGUUGCGGUCAACUGGUCAGCGAACUUUCUUGUUGGACUCUCCUUUUCUCCAAUCCAGCUGGCCAUAGGACCAUAUGUGUUUCUCAUUUUUAUGAUUAUUCAACUUUUUUUCAUACUUUAUGUACAGUUUAUAGUGCCUGAAACCAAGGGUAGGAGUGUGGAGCAGGUUACUGCUCGAUUCAGAGUUUAGUGUACUAUAAAGUGUUUACCGGCUGUUAUUUAUGUAUUUCAAUUUUUUAUUUUAUUUUAACAUAUUAAUUCUCCUUUUCUAUAUUCUAAUAUGUGUUCUUCUACAAUAAAAGGUUGAAUAUGAA
This is a messenger RNA of Eurytemora carolleeae, 1591 nucleotides long. RefSeq names its product solute carrier family 2, facilitated glucose transporter member 1. Gene Ontology annotation, cellular component: membrane. The coding region runs from base 43 to 1467 and encodes 474 amino acids. Lineage: Eukaryota; Metazoa; Arthropoda; Copepoda; Calanoida; Temoridae. The transcript has 5 exons. Gene Ontology annotation, molecular function: hexose transmembrane transporter activity. Gene Ontology annotation, biological process: monosaccharide transmembrane transport. The record is from RefSeq and is a predicted model, not a curated record.